UGUGAUUGGCAGGCGGCGGCGGCGGGUGCGCGGCGGCCGCCGAGCGGUUUGUUUUGCUCGCGGCCCGGGCGCCCUGUGGCGGCGGCGGGAGCGACCGGGACCGCCCGGGACCGCCCGUCCCCCCGCGCCCCCCACAGCCCCGCCGCCGCGCCGGGACCCGCAGCGCGGCCGCCGGAAGGAGGCGGCGGCGGCGGCGGCGCAGGGCCUGGGAAUGUGGCGGCGGCUCUGAGCCCUCCCCCUCGGCCCGGCCGCCAUGGAGCCGCGGCGGUGACAGCCCCGGAGCUCAACGCGCCGCCGCCCGCCGGGCGCGGGCCCGCCGCCCGCCGAGAUGGAUGAACAAGAGGCCUUGAAAUCCAUCAUGAAGGACCUGGUAGCGCUCCAGAUGAGCCGGCGCCACAGGCUGACGGGAUACGAGACCAUGAAGAAUAAAGACCCUGCGCACUCCAACAAACAGAAGAAGCACAACGGCAGCAGUCCAGCCGUCCUGGGCAGCCCCGCAGUGACGAACCAGUGCGCCUCUGCCGCGGACGAGAAGAAACUGUCGAAUGAUGUGAGGAUAAAGUUUGAAUAUAACGGGGAGAGACGGAUUAUCCCGUUUGUUCGGCCCGUGCGCUAUGAGGACGUGCAGCAGAAAGUGAAGACAGCCUUUGGGCAGCCCCUGGACCUCCACUACAUGAACAACGAGCUCUCUAUUCCUCUGAAAAAUCAAGAUGACCUGGAUAAAGCAGUAGAUCUCUUAGACCGAAGCUCUAACGUGAAAAGCCUUAGAAUAUUAUUGCUGUCUCAGGACAGAAACCAUAGCAGUUCUUCGCCCCAUUCGGGACUGCCCAAGCAAGUCAGGAUUAAAACGUCCCAGUCCGUGGGGGACGUGAACACACCGUAUCAGCAGCCGGAGCCCAGGAGCAGGCAUCUGUCUGUCAGUUCCCAGAACACAGGCCGGAGUUCCCCGCCGCCCGGGUACGUUCCGGAGAGGCAGCAGCGCAUCGCUCGCCAGGGCUCCUACACCAGCAUCAACAGCGAAGGCGAGUUCAUCCCAGAAACCAACGAACAGUGUAUGCUGGACCCUCUAAGCAGCGCGGAAAACUCGGUGUCAGGGAGCUGUCAGUCCUUGGACAGGUCAGGAGACAGUCCUUCUUUUCGGAAGUCGCGGAUGUCAAGGGCACAAAGCUUUCCUGAUAACAGACAGGAGUUCUCAGACCGCGAGAAUCAGAUCUACGACAAAGCGGGGAAAGGUGGCACCUACCCCCGGCGCUACAACGUCUCCAUGCAGCACAAGGACUACAACGAUGGCCGGAGGACGUUUCCCCGGAUACGGCGGCACCAGGGGAAUCUUUUCACCCUGGUCCCUUCAAGUCGUUCCUUAAGCACCAACGGAGAGAACCUGGGCCUGGCGCUGCAGUACCUGGACCCGCGGGGACGCCUGCGGAGCGCGGACAGCGAGAACGCCCUUGGGGUGCAGGAGAGGAACAUUCCCACCAAAUCUCCGAGUGCUCCGAUAAACUGGCGACGAGGAAAACUGCUGGGCCAGGGCGCCUUCGGUCGCGUGUAUUUGUGCUACGACGUGGACACGGGCAGAGAACUUGCGGCUAAGCAGGUCCAGUUCGACCCGGAGAGCCCGGAGACGAGCAAGGAAGUGAGCGCCCUGGAGUGUGAAAUUCAGCUGCUGAAGAAUCUCCAGCACGAGCGUAUUGUUCAGUAUUACGGCUGCUUACGGGAUCGGGCGGAGAAGACCUUGACCAUCUUCAUGGAGUACAUGCCCGGGGGGUCGGUGAAGGACCAGCUGAAGGCGUACGGUGCUCUCACGGAAAACGUCACUCGGAAAUACACUCGCCAGAUCCUCGAGGGAGUCUCGUACCUUCACAGCAACAUGAUUGUGCACAGGGACAUCAAGGGAGCCAAUAUUCUCCGUGACUCUGCUGGGAACGUGAAGCUUGGGGACUUUGGGGCCAGCAAGCGGCUGCAGACAAUCUGCAUGUCUGGAACAGGCAUCCGCUCUGUCACCGGCACACCGUACUGGAUGAGCCCAGAGGUGAUCAGCGGAGAAGGCUAUGGAAGAAAAGCAGACGUAUGGAGCCUCGGUUGUACUGUUGUGGAAAUGCUGACCGAGAAGCCGCCGUGGGCAGAGUACGAAGCCAUGGCUGCCAUUUUCAAAAUCGCCACCCAACCCACCAACCCCCAGCUGCCCUCUCACAUAUCAGAACAUUGCCGGGACUUCCUAAAGCAGAUCUUUGUGGAAGCCAGGCACAGACCCUCUGCUGAAGAGCUGCUCAGACACCAGUUUGCGCAGCUCCAGUACUGAAUUACCUCCCUCGCCAGGCAGCUCCUGCCGGGCUUUCCGUGCCCAGUCUGGUUUAGUUGCGACUGCCCGUUGUGGUGCUGCAUCUUCCAAAUGCCAACUCCAGCCGUCCUAGUCCUUUGGGGAAUUAUGCCAAGGAACCUGGGGUCUGCUCUUGUGCCUGAUACCUUUGUUUGCUGGACUGACGUUUAUUCCACCGACAGCUGUCCGAGCAGAGCUGUGUUUUUGCCCGGGUUACCUUCACGUGCAUUGCAGCUGGCCGCGUGUUUCCUGCAGGAUGAAGCGAAGAAUCGUCUCGCUGGUGGAACAUGGAAGAAAUCUGAACCAAAGUGGGAAUCAGAGCUGCACUCUUCAGAGGGAAACGCGCGGCGGCCACCCAGACCAGCUCGCUGCCUGUGGGUCCGUUUGCCGGGCUGCCGGGGCUUUAGAGGCGUCUGCAGUACACGAACCCAGCAAAAGCCAUGCGGCAUUGAGCAUGCGCUCGCUAUAUAAUUAUCUAUUUUUUUUUUCUUCUUAAGUAUUCAGCAUCUGAAGGUGUUCAGAAAAUAUUGAUUCAGAAUUAUGUGAAUAGUGUUAUUUUAUAACUGAAAACCAUGGAUUCUGGGCUGGGGGUGAGGGAAGUCUUUCUAGCUAAACGUCAGGGUAAUCAGAGGAGUUGCAGCAGAACGCAGUCGCUCCGGGGCCUGAGAUGAAGGUUCUCCCGCUGACAUCAGAAAAUCCAGAGCUUGAUUUCCAAGGCUUGAUCCAUCCUAGAAUCCAGACUGUGUCGCUUACUGUGUGUGCUCAUAGCCGACAGAUCCGUGCUCCCGCUUCGCCUCCCUGGGGCUGCCGGGUCCAGCCGCAGCAAUCCGGGCAGCGGGUUGUGCGGAGCAGCUUUCUCUGGCACCUCUUUUUUGUCCGGUAACUCUUUACCAUCCUUCAAACCAAAGAGCGUUCAUCUGGUGCCCAGGAAUUCACUUCAGCGAAAGCUUAGGCGUUCCUUUGAGGACCUGGCCUAGUAGAAAACGGAGUUUUUCAUGGGGAGGAUUAGCUGGACACGAGUUGUACUUGUGCACAGUAAGUUAGAAUCGAGCUCAACCCUUCAGUGUGUGCGUUUUGUGUUACAGGUGUGCAAGUGUUCAUUUAAGAGUUCCAUAAAAUGUUAUGGCCCUAUUUAAAUAAGCUUUAAAGUCAAACAGUGGAUCAGGGAGAAGGUGUAAUACCAGUAUAUUCUAAAAUUAACUGGACAUCCCCCUGCAGGUACCAGCAAAAUGUACCCAGGUGAUUUUGAACGGUCACCACGUCUUGAACCGGUGACUUAAUGGUUUCAAAUACCGUAUGUUGGUUUGGGCACUAAUAACCCUGAUUUCACUCAGAAAAGACCAACGGUUUUCAAGUACCGGGGAUUCACGGAGUAAUUAGAAGUGAUCUGUGGGAAGUGAAACUAGGAAAAGCAAAUUUAUUAUUAGUGAAAAUGUUGCUUUAUAGAGCAACGCUGGAGUUGUUCUGCUCUCCCAUGGGAAGCUGUGUUAAGGGUCCACGUUCCUCCGCUCUUCUCCCCCAUAAAAACUUGAAAAUGACUUUUCUAAUGCAUUGAAAUGAACAGUUUUUAAGUGAACGCUAAUAGCAGAACAAGCAAGUUUUGAUAAAUAUUGUGUUGAAUUGAGAGUGGGGGAAAAAAAAGAAGAACCCUAAAAAACCCCAACCAACCAAAAGCCCUAAAAGGGUUUCAUAAUCUGAAGAGUUUUUCUCUGUGCCAAACAACGUGUAAUAGGUGAAAACAAGCUGGUGGUGCUUUCAUUUUUGGGAUUACUGCAAGGCUGCACCGCUUCGGUUGCAGGCACUUCGGGGGUGUCUUUUACGGAAGGCCCUGCUCCCUAGUUAUUGAAUUCUAGGGCGAGCGCUUCUCUCGAUCUUUCCCAACCCUGGAACUUCACUCUGAAUUGUCGAGACACGUGCCCUGAUUUUGGGCCGUGCUUCGCUGCCGCUCGCACCGACGGGCAGCAGGGACGUGACGCUUCCUUUCCGCUUUCGGGAGCGUUCUGCAGCGCUUUGCUGCCGUGUCGAUGCUCUUACGCCGCUUCGCUGCAGCGUAAAUGGUUUCACACCACUUUGCUGCAGAGGAACGGGAGAUCAUUCCCGUAGCCCAAGUGACAGGAGUGGGGUGUUCAGCGCUCCUCAGGCCUUGCGACUAGCACCUAAAUAUACCAAAGAUUGGAGGGCUUUGUUGGGCACGCGGCGCCGGAGGGCGCGGUGAUCCCAUCUGCAUUGGUUUGUCCACCCUUGGCUUGUCCUCACCACACCGAGACCCUUUCCCAUGGUCUUUCCUCGCUGUCCCACCACGUUGCGUUUUGGGAGAGAACAGGGCGUGGGGAAACGGUGUCGCUUAAUGUUUCAAAGCAACUAAAUCCUCAGGAUCUGUUGUGGUUUUUACCUCAUCACGGAAAGCUGGUCCAGAGCAAAGAGCAUCCCCGGGCUGACGGUCCUUUCCCCGCUGGUCCUGCGCUGACAUGUGCCUCCUCUGCCUACACACGUGUAUUCCGGUCUGUAUUAACGAGCAGUAAUUAGCAAUUAGUGACAGAGAACACGGGGUGCCAGCUCGGACUUCUCUCGUAUUCCGGUCCCUGACCCAACGCCACCCAUUCGGCACAGGAACAAGCCAAAGCAUUAUUGUAUGUUUGGAGAUGCACUUUCAUGAAUGUAGUUUAUAUCGCUCUUUUUUAGCUCUUUUUACAUCAUGUAAACGGUGAUGCCUCAUACUUUUUUUUUUUAUUUAUAUCGUAAAAGAUCAUAUUUGGUGAUUUUUAUAUAUAUCGACUGUUACGGGGUGGGGGGGAGGGCGGGAAAUAAAUUUGACGCCUUUAUGAAUUUAAAAAAGGAAAAAAAGCAGCUGGUUUUGCAGAGAAUUUGCUGAUGGUUUAUAACGAGUAGAGCCGAGCCGAAGUGCCGCCUUUGUUUCCUCACAGCCCUCUGCGUUGCGUUAAAGGGAGAUCUGGAUUCCGAACUCCACUGCCACAGUGAAUAAGUUUGGGGCCGACACUUGUAGCACAGCCUCUCAACGCGUUCCUGGCAGGAAAACAGUCUCGAGUGGGCAUAAUGUAAUUAUACUUGGAAACUGAAUUACGUCUGGCCUCUCUAUCCUGGCAGAAUUGGAAAAAAUUGGGAAUCAGCUCAUUCAUUUGGGGCGGGAGGAGGGAGCGCCAGGCUCACAAUAAGCUAUUGUGUCCAUUCCAAAUGUCACGUCGCUAUUUCUGCUGCUCCCUCCAGGGAUACAGAGCGGAUACUGAGCACUGGGCUCCGCGAUGGAAGGUGCGGCAGAAAUGGAGAAUAUUCUCUUGGAAGAAAAAUACCUUUCAGGAGUCCCGUUGUCCUGAAACGGUUGAAACGGAGCAGGAAAUAUCCCGAUAUUCCCAGCAGGGGGAACUGGGAGCGAUGGGGAUUUGGGUGUCCCUGAGCUUGUUAGGAAACAAAGCGCUGGCAUUUUGGUCUCGGUGUGACGAUUCUGUGCAUUCCAGGUUAUGUGCGUGUUCUCCGCUAAGUCUGAUUUUGCCUGUUCGAAUGGCAGCGGGUUGCGGCAAUUUGGAUGUUAUUUUAAUUUUUGGACUAAUAUUCCAAAGGACUUGAAGAUGCUCCAAACAGUUCCCAUUGCCGUUAAUUACCAAACCAAACUGACCGAGGGGGCAGUUGGUCCCUGCUCAGGUGACACGUGUUAUUUCCAGGUGAUCCUGGAUAACUCGUGACACCGCAGGAAAUAUAAAUACGUAUUCCCGCUGUACACGCUUUAUCUGAUAAGCAAAGGCCAGAUAAUUGGAGCUGUAGAAGGGCCUGAUACCCCAGUGACUGGUGCUUAGGUCAGUGGCUGCUGGAUGGAAAGGUUUUAUAAUAUCUAUUCUAAUCCACACCGUCCUGGAGCUGCCACCUUGGUAUCUGCCCUCGGAGCUGGGAGAAUUCAGUCUGCCUUGAGUUUUUAGAAGAAAAACUGGUGUAUUCUGUGGUUUAGUUGUGGCUUUGGGCUUCAGGUCUUUCGACCUCAGCCUCGUUGGGGCGCAGAUCCCGCUCGGCAGCUCUGGGUCUCCCGGGUAGGACGGGCAGGCGUGCGCUUCGGGAAUGCGGAGAAGGACUUUGCGUCAGGCAGGUGUCGACAGGUCAGAUAAACGGCGCAGAGCAGGGAGAAACGGCUUUAACCUGGAUUGUGCAGAAGACCUUGAAGCAGUAGUCUAUAUAUACCGACCGGGGGCUUGCAGUGCAAAGCCGGGCCAAUGUAUCAUUUUAUUUACAAUAAAAUUAUCAUUUAUAUGAAA
Columba livia (rock pigeon) is the source of this 6576-nucleotide messenger RNA. RefSeq names its product mitogen-activated protein kinase kinase kinase 3 (gene MAP3K3). The transcript is spliced from 17 exons. The record is from RefSeq and is a predicted model, not a curated record. Gene Ontology annotation, biological process: protein phosphorylation; cellular response to stress. Gene Ontology annotation, molecular function: ATP binding; MAP kinase kinase kinase activity; protein binding. NCBI's taxonomy places the organism in Eukaryota, Metazoa, Chordata, Aves, Columbiformes, Columbidae. Bases 329 to 2299 code for a protein of 656 amino acids.